GGACAGUACCGGCGCCACCAGCAGAGGCACUGAGAGGGAGGUAGUGCGCGGUGUCCGGCCCACCAUGCUGACCGCGCUCGUCCCGCAAGAGUUGCCUGGGCUCCCGAGGUGGUUGCCCGCGGCCCCCGCGCGUCGCCAGGAUUCCUCGGGUUCGUCUGGCUCCUACCACACAGCUCCGGAUUCUCCAGAGCCCCCGGACGUUGGGCCGGACGCAGAAGACCAGGAGAACUGGCCCUGCGUGGCCCCUAGGCGGGGGGUGGGCGCGCAGCCUCUCCUGUCCGUCAGCGCCCAGAAUAGCAGCCAGCAGAUCUGGUCCGGCUCAAGUUUCCACCGAGGUCCGGGCUCCGGCCCGCCGCCACCCCAGCCCCAGCUACGCAUGCUGCCGUCGGGGGAGAUGGAAGUCAUCUUCGGCGCCAGGCCUCUGUUGAGCCACUCGGACGCCGAGGACUGCGAGGUGCAACAGCUCACGGCGCCGACUUCCAGCAACCUGUCGCUGCCGGAGCCAGUGUCUCCUUCCCCUAUCCCAUCACAGCCCCAGUCCCCAGACGGUGGCUCCCGAUGGGCCACCUAUCUGGAGCUGCGGCCCCGUGGGCCGAGCCCUCGCGGGCCGAGUCCUGUGGCCUCAGCGCAGUUCGAGUGUGUGGAAGUGGCACUGGAGGAGGAGCCCACCGCUCCAGGCAGGUCCCGGACCGUGCCGAAACGGCAGAUCGAGCUUCGCCCCCGGCCCCGGAGUCCCUCGCGAGCCGCCGACGCGCCGCGCCCCCAACUGUUCCUGCGCACUGGCUCCCUAGACGAGUCAAUGGGCCGCCUGCAGGCGGCUGCGGGCCUAGUGCAGACAGCACUGGCCAGAAAACUGGACCCCACGGCCCCGGCCUCGAGCAGCGCCACCUUUCGGCUCACCGAGCGGCCACAACCUAGGACUCGGGAAACGUCCGGCAGCACCCACAUGGUCCUGGAAGAGUCUAGGUCUCGGCUACUCCACGAUCAAGAUAAUUCGGCACGGGCGAGAGCCCCACGACCUUGGCCCAGCCUACGUGAGCGCGCGAUUCGGCGCGACAAGCCCACGCCCGGGACCGAGCCGCUGGGUCCGGUUAGUUCCAGUAUCUUCCUGCAGUCGGAGGAAAAGAUCUCCGAGGCACGCAACCAGGAACCCAAGACUCGGUUCCCACGAGAGUCUCCGAAUCGAACCUCCCCUAGGGCACACAGUCCAUCUUUUAAGUCUAGGGUCCCCUCGGAGAUUCCCAGCAGGUCUGUGAGGCCAAGGAGCCCCUCUCCAUCGUGGCAGGCUCCAAAUGGGACCGAGAGGGGUCCUCACUACCCCUUCCCAUGGGAUCGGACUGUACGGAGGGUGAGUAGUCCGUCCUUGCCUGAAGCAUCCUCUGCGUGGGAAAAUCAGAAUCCCUCUGUGGAGGAAACUUCCAGCAGGAGGACCCCUUCCCCUCCAACUCUUUCCCAGUGGAAUCAAGGUGCUGCUGGAGCAAGGAGCUCAUCCCCCGAAGUUCCUUCCCACGAGGCUCCGCAACCGGCAGUCGGGGAGGCUGUAGGGCGGGGUACAAGCCGGUCUCCGUUGACCUUGUACCCAUGGGAGGCAACAGAUCUUCCUGUUGGAACACGGAGCCCAUCGCCCCAAGAGACAUGGGUUCCCAUGGCCCAGGGCUCAUCGAUAGCGUUUACGCGGGAAGCUAUGAAUGGUGUAACUGAGGAGUUGGCAACUUCUACACCAGCCGCACCCGGGACUCCAGAACUAACAGAGGUGCAGAGUACCCCCACGCGAAAGAGUCCGAAUCUCGUCGCCACAGGCAGUGAGCCGUCGCCAAAGACAGAUGUCUUUGAGCCGCCCCGCAGUUACGUCGUGGGGUCCCUGGACGCCGAUGCUCGCCCAGAAGGUUUGUGCUCCGAAGUGGCCUCUGGACGCUCCCGCGUGACCAUUCCGCGGCCAAGAGAUGUGCGCAAGAUAGUGAAGACCACUUACGCUCCAAGUUUCCCAUCCGGAAGCCCAGGCUCAGGGCUACCUGGGCCUCCUUCGGAUUCUGGCGGGGAGGAGGGCGACGCAUCCAAGACGCCAGAGCUUCAGGUGCUGGGGUCCCCCGCCCCGGCUCACUACACUUCCGUUUUUCUCAAGGAUUUCCUGCCAGUCGUGCAGCACCCCUACGAGUCCCCUGAGCCAUCCCUCGACAGAGUCCCACCGGACGCCUCGCAGCCCAACGGCGUCUUGCGGCGGAGGGCAGAGAACAGCACCGCAAAACCCUUCGCGCGCACCGAAAUCCGCUUGCCUGGUGCCCUGGCCUUGGGCGGGCGGCCAGAGAGGAUCUCCAGAGUCCUGGUCCACAGUCUGCGCGGAGAGAAUCGGGAUGCGGAAGCACAGCGCCUGGUUCCCGACGGCGAGGGUCGGACCAGCCCCCUCGGCGGCGCUCGCACCUCCCCGCAGCGGUCCUCUAUCGGGCCCUCAGCGACCCGACCAUCCCGCCCCUGCUCCCCUCAGGCGUGCCCUAACUCGAGCCCUGGGAUAGCACCCAAACUAGAGGCACCCGCUGCGAACCCCGAACCUGCGUCUUCCCCACCUCUGCGGGAGUCCCAGGCGUUGGCCAGCAUGACGGCUCCGCCCCAGCCCCGCGCUGCCUCUGCACCUCCCACGGACCGGUCCCAAGGCCUCUCCCAGGGGAUGCGUAGGCCUCUGGGAGCCACACACCCAGGGAAGGUCCUGGUGGAUCCAGAGACCGGCCGCUAUUACUUUGUGGAGGCGCCUCGGCAGCCGAGGCUGCGGCUUCUCUUCGACCCCGAGAGCGGGCAGUACGUGGAGGUGCUGCUGCCGCACUCCUCCCCAAGGCAGCCCCGCCAUAUCUACACUCCGCUGGCCCUGGGGCCUGGCCUCUACCCGCCUGCCUAUGGGCCUAUUCCUAGCCUCUCACUCCCUCCAUCCCCGGGCCUGCCAGCCCUUGGCAGCUCCCAGCUGCCCUGGGCCUCUGAGGCAGGACCGCUGGACGGGAUGUACUACCUCCCCAUGAGCGGGACUCCUAGCCCUGCUCCACCUCUGCUCCUCUGUGCCCCUCCUGCUAAUUCGGAUCCCACACAACCUAGCAAGGGUUCAGUGUUCCCUUUGUGAGGCCUUAGGGCCCAAUCCCCUGGAGUUGAGCCCCCUUAAAUGGCCUAGAGGUUCUGGCUUCUAGCUCCCUGUCUUUUCUUCCCAUCACCUUUUUUGGUCUGUCCCAGUCAGUCUUCAGGCCAGAAGUAAUCUUCAGAGAAUGUAUGUGAGACCCCAGGUUGAUGAAGCUGGAGCUCAGGAGGUAGCUAACUACUUGCUACCCCCAAUGAAAAUGUAUGUCCCUUUCCCAAGCAUUCCCUGGGUGUUUAUGUAUGUGUUUAUGCAGGCAAGCAAAUAUGUGAGGAGCCAGCCAGAGGAAGUGUUCUCCAAAGGGCAGCAGAAAUGAGAACUGCAGAACAGGGUGAUCUCCAGAGGUGGUAAGCUGUGUCCCUCUCUGAAAGUGGACCUAGUUGAUGUGGAGCAGGCCAGUGGGCACUGUUGAGAUGAAGGGGAAGGACUCUGGUAUCAAGUCUGUUUUUUGGAAAAGUAGUUGAGCUCUGGCCUGGGCAGCUGGGGGGAAAGUGGCUAGUGCAGCCCCAGGCCAAGUUGGAACUGAGAAAGGAACUGUGGAAGCAGCAGGUGGAGGUGGAGUGAGGAAGCAAUGGAAGGAGGGACUAGGGGGAGUCAGCCUGGAAUUGGGGGUGAGAAGAUGGGGUGAGGUAUGUCCAGAUGCCUAUGGCCCUCAGAGGGGAGCCUAGUUCUUCCUUCCUUCCCUGAACUCCGGGUUUCUCCUCAGAGCCCUGGGAGCUGAGUUGACUGAUCUUAGGGGUAGAAGCAUCAGCCAUUUCCACUUGGUUAGGAGCAGGUGAAAUAAGUCACCAAGGACUUACAGAGCUGGGUGCACAAGUUCAAGACCAGCUUGGCAAAUUAGUGAGACCCUAUCUCAAAAUAAAUACAUUUUGGGCUGGGGAUAUAGCUCAGUUGGUAGAGUGCUUGCCUUGGGAGCACUAAGGCCCUGGGUUCGAUCC
Molecule: messenger RNA, 4050 nt
Organism: Sciurus carolinensis (gray squirrel)
Lineage: Eukaryota; Metazoa; Chordata; Mammalia; Rodentia; Sciuridae
Gene: Prob1
Product: proline rich basic protein 1
Exons: 1
Coding region: 65-3103 (1012 amino acids)
Cellular component (GO): nucleoplasm
Source: RefSeq, a predicted model, not a curated record